CGCAUAACAAUUAAAGCAGAAAACGCCAGAGAAAGCCGGAAUUCUUUUUCCUUCCAACCGAUCACCAGAUGCAAGAGUCGAGUCAUUAUAGCAAAUCAAAAGCGGCAUCAAAAAGCUCAAACACUUCUACGCCAACGAAUACACAAAAACCCAAGUCCAGUUCAAAAAAGACUUCCAAAACUGCCACUCCGGUUUUACUAGCUUUACCCGAUGGUGAAUUAGAAGAGGCAGACGAUACCGAUGUUUACACAACAAAGCUCGGUGGUAAACCAAUUUGGCUUCAACCAGAUCAGCCGCCGUCUUCGAGCAUUUGCCGGUGUGAUAUUUGCCACGAGUGGAUGUAUCUCGUAUUUCAGGGCUAUGUUCCUCUUCCCAAGUCAGCUUUCCAUAGAGUAUUGUAUUUGUGGAUAUGUAACCGUCGAUCAUGCAUGCGAAAACCUGGCAGUUUCAAAGUACUUCGGUCACAUCUUGUCGACCCACAAUAUCUGAAAGCACAACGCAAAAAGGAGGAAGAAAAGCGGAAGCAAGAAGCAAAGAAACUUGAACAACAGCAGAAAGCAGCCAAUAUGUUUGGCGCAGGGCAAGGUUUCCAGCUGGGUGAUUUGUGGGGCGCUGAUAAAGGAUUCUCGUCAAGUAAGCCUUUUGGCACACCAACGUUUGGUGCGCCAAAGAAGCAAGACAUCAAAGAAACCUCAACGGCGGAACCGACAUUGGCAGAAAGAUUGAGUCAACUCCACCUGCAAGACACACCUUCCACAACGUCGGCAGUACCGGCAACAGUACCGACCAUUGAUGAUCCAGUGGAUGCCUCAUUGUUGCCCAAAUUCGACGCCCAGUACUUGUAUAUUGCCGAAGAAAAUCUGAACCAGUACGAGAACUUGGGCAUGGAUGUGCAAAAGUACAAAAAAUACCUGGACAUGGAAGCGGAACUACUGGAAAUGGAUCAGUUGGCAUCGGAAGGUGGGGAAGUGUGGGUAGGCGAAGCAUACGAAAAGCAGCAAUUACCGCGCGGCGUCGAUAAACAAUUCAAACGUUUCAUGGAAAGAAUUGAGUGCGAGCCAAGUCAAUGCGCGCGAUACGACUGGGGCGGCGCGCCAUUGUUAUAUCAUCAACAGGACAUCGCAGCAGGAAAAUGUAAAUCAUGCGGCGGACGACGGACGUUUGAGUUUCAACUCAUGCCCAACGUAUUGUCACUGCUUCCUACCGCGGAAUACGCUGCACGAAAUACUAACGAACCCACUCCCGCUCAGAAUAAGAAAGCAUUACUUGACAGUUGGAACGUGGGCAUGGAAUUCGGCACGGUGCUGGUGUUUGUUUGCGAACGUGAUUGCCAUCCAGGGGAUAUCGAACAAGUCAGUUACGUAGAGGAAGCGGCGUUUGUGCAGUAUGAAAUGGAUUAGACAUUGUUUAUUGAAGAGAGAAAAAAAAAAGAGCCGUAGAAAAACUUUGUAUAGAACUUGUGUUUACAUGAAAGAUAAAGAAAAAAAAAUAAGGUAGAGACAAAAAAAAAUGAUAAGAAAGGUAUUGAUGAACUGUACAUUCGUCUGAAUAGCGAAAGAAAAAUACUUUCGCAUAUACAAUAAAUGAGAUU
Messenger RNA from Radiomyces spectabilis, 1591 nucleotides. RefSeq names its product programmed cell death protein 2. The coding region runs from base 69 to 1400 and encodes 443 amino acids. Gene Ontology annotation, biological process: maturation of SSU-rRNA. The transcript has 4 exons. The record is from RefSeq and is a predicted model, not a curated record. Lineage: Eukaryota; Fungi; Mucoromycota; Mucoromycetes; Mucorales; Radiomycetaceae. Gene Ontology annotation, cellular component: cytoplasm.